Pestalotiopsis fici W106-1 is the source of this 972-nucleotide messenger RNA. RefSeq lists its product as uncharacterized. Gene Ontology annotation, cellular component: nucleus. Gene Ontology annotation, biological process: regulation of transcription by RNA polymerase II. The coding region runs from base 1 to 972 and encodes 323 amino acids. Gene Ontology annotation, molecular function: DNA-binding transcription activator activity, RNA polymerase II-specific; RNA polymerase II transcription regulatory region sequence-specific DNA binding. Lineage: Eukaryota; Fungi; Ascomycota; Sordariomycetes; Amphisphaeriales; Sporocadaceae. The transcript has 2 exons. The record is from RefSeq and is a predicted model, not a curated record.
AUGGCAAGCAACAACGAGAUCUUUUCCAACCACGGCGGUCAAGAGCCAUACGCCUCUCCCUUUACUGGAUUUCACGACCACGUCACUAUAGACUUUCCAACAACACCUGAUGCCCCAGCCUUCUCCCCUGUUGUCUACUCUCAUAUUGCCGGCUAUGGAGUUGGACAUGGGGCCAAGGAGUCUGGUGCCGACUUUUGUAGACCAAUCUACAACGCACAUUACCCUGAUUUCUGGUUUCAGCAAAAUCAGUUUCAGACAGAACCGCCACUACCUCAGAACUUUCCAUACGCCACGUUCCCACAGCAUAAAAAAGCAGUCCACGAUCAAGCCGCCGUUGAUGGCUACACCACAGAACCACUCCCUGGUCACACUUCCCCAGCGGAUUGGUCAAGUCCGUUCUGUAGCUCAUCCCCUCUCACACCCGGGCCUGAAAUAAUGAACGGCGAUAUCAGCAUGAAUGGAGGUUACAUUCCUUCGCGCCGACCUAGUUUUGCACGCCGACCGAGUGUGCCCGGCGACUUUGGUGGAACUGCAUCACCCAACACAAUGGACUCGCCAUACAGCAACAGCAGCUACUCUGGCACCAUCCGAUCGUCACAGAGCAACGUCUCGUCGCCCACGGCAUCCUCUGGCCCAUUACCACUGCCCCCUCCUCCUCCUCAUCCUCCUCCACCGCCACCAUCAUACCCGCGAGGAGGGGGCAACAGCGUCGUCAUCUCGUCCCAGCACGAGCAAAACAAGCAAAAAAACCGCGCCGCAGCCGCCCGAUGCCGCGAAAAAACCAGACACUACGCCGACGAGCUGCGCGGGCGGGAGCGCGACUUGUCGUCCAAGAAGGAGUUUCUGACGGCGUGCGUCGCGGAUCUACGGGACGAAAUCCUGGCGCUGAAGAAUGAGAUUCUUCGCCACAGUGACUGUAAUUGCGAUUACAUACAAAAGUACUUGACCGCGGCUGCGAAUCAGGUCGCUUGA